GUCAACAACUUUGUUGGUUUCCCAAAAAAGGUUGUUUAUUGUUCAUAUUUUUACAUAGCUGUCUGCUUAUUCAACAAUAUCGUCGUACCUUUCGACAACAUAGGAGAUCCAUAGUGAGAGGCAAGUCAUGUCAGACUCGGACGAACCUCCGGCAUUGGUUGAAUCAUCAGAUGAUGAACAGAAUAAGGACUCACUUAGUAUUGUUGACAAAUGGUUGAAGAAGGAUGAAAAAACGCUGAAACUGCAAGAGCAGUGGAUGAGGAUAUUUUGCUUCGCACCGUUUCUGUUUGGGUGUAAUAAUGUUGUACCAGCUGCCUGGGUGCGACCUCUGAUCAAUGUGAAACUGAUCCUGAAUGAGUCAAGACAAUAUGAGAUCACAUACUUUGAGUGGCAGGAGUGGGAAUGUUUGGAUUUACUCGACUUUGCUGUCUCGGAAACACAGAAGGCUCUGCGGAACAAAUCGAAGUUACGCCAUGUGCUGGAGUGUACGGAGAAACUGGAGGAAUGUCGGACAGGCGUGAUUAUUGACGAGAAUCUGGCCAUUGAGGAGGCUGAGAAAAGUGAAGAAAUUGCCGAUAUAUGGCGAUGUGUUCUACAAAAUGAGAAUGCCACCGGACGUGAAAAGGCUGCCAAGUUUGCUGUUCUAUAUAUCCUAAAGAUCUAUCGCGAACAUGUGGUAUAUUUGUGCGAAAAGAAUUCUGACUUUAUUGAACACACAAAGAAGUCUGUUAAAAAUAAAGACGCAGCAAAGACGGCCAAUGAGUAUAAAAGAUUAGGCAACGAGUUCUUCAACAAUAAUGAGUUUGUCAAAUCUAGUGAGCUGUAUUCUUUAGCUUGUAAACAAGAUCCAUUUCAUCAUGUCUACUAUGGAAACCGAGCUCUAGCUUACACCAAGAUGAAGGCUUACAAGGAUGCCUUAGCUGAUGCGAGGAGAGCUGUCACCAUUAAACCCGACUUUCCUAAGGGUCAUCACAGAUAUGCGUUGGCAUUUUAUGAGCUGGGGCAGUUAGAUGCAGCGAUAAAGGUUAACGAGCGAGGGAUGUCACUGUGUAGCAAAUCCCAGGACUACACGAACUUUCAACAGCUUAAGGAACAGGGAGAAAAAUUUGUGUCAGAACAAGGACAGAGAAACAAUGGGCUGACCCCAAUACCUAAAGAUCUGGAUGAGAAGUUGGCCACCGUUCCAAUAAACAACCCUGGUGUGGACCUUACGGAGAAAAUGGGUUGCAAACCACCAGUUAUUGAUAGCCAUGAUGAUGAUGUACCCAUGAUGGUUUCCAGUGAAUCAGAAGAAAGUGAUUCAGACGAGAGUACCUCUUCAUCCAAUCAACUUUCAAACAAAAAAUCGAAACAAGAGAAACAGACCUCCAAGCAAGAGAAACAGACCUCCAAACAGAGAAAAGCCAGCAGAAAAGACAAGCAAGAGGCCCAUAAUGUGGUAGACCCACACCCAGAACAAGCUACCCCUGUGGAGGCCCCGCCAAAGCUAUCCCCAGAGGAGGAGCAAAGGAGGCGCCGAGAGGAGGAGAAGGCGGAGUUUCAGGCCCUACUGAGGGCAGGGUCAGAGCUGUACGGUAACGAGGCGUACAAGAAUGCCCAGUCCAGCUAUGGGAAAGCACUUGACAUGUUGGCACAUCAUGAGAAUGUUGAGGAAUUGUUUGGAGUUGAUGAACUGGACCUUAUAACAUUGAAAUAUGCCUGUGGAAUGGCUGGUAUCAACACUGGCGUAGCUAGGACGAUGUGGGAUGGUAUGGAGAUUAUUUUGGAGAUCCAGACGAAACAUCGGGAUGUCCGGUUCCCUGCGGCCUACCUAGCUAUGGCCAAGGCUAAUGUCACAUUGCACAGGUUUCCCCAGGCUCUUAAUGAUUGUGAAUCGGGUCUUAAGAUCGCCACACACGUUCGCUAUGCGCAGGUCGCCUGGCCUGGAACUACGACCCUCAUUAAAGAGACAACACCAUCAGUGCUUAAGGGGGCAUUUGAAGAAAUUAUAGAGGUGUGUAAAUUCCCUCCACCUCCUGAUGGCACCUGUCGUUACCAUAAGGACCCCUUUGAUGAUCGUACAUCAAUCUACAUGGACGACCCUGACUUCAGGGGCUAUGUAAAGAUGAUUUGUCAAAAUGAUUGUGUGGUUACAUUCCACCAAGUUUGCUGGAAGGCUUACAAAGAUUCACUCAACAAACAUAAUGAAAAGGACAUUUUGGACACUGAAUGUCCAACACCAGACUGUACUGGCUAUAUCAUGCAGAUUCACAUCACAAGACCUGACAGCCUCGAAAAACAUUAUAUAUCAGAAAGGUUGACAGCAUCAAAGGACCAAAAACACAAGAAAAUGUCAGGAAAACAGAAAACAACUAAUGAGAACAAAAUAGCAAAAAAACAGGAGAAAAAGGAGAAGAGGAAAAAGAAACGACGAGAUAACGAGGACAACAUCAAACAGGAAGACGAGCAAGAAGCUUUGAUAGUUGACGGGGCAAGUGCCUGCGCCUUCAUUGAGGACAUGGAAACUUCCGAUCAACCACUCCCUGACAUGAAACUCACGAAGAGACUAAUGAAGGAAAACAUUGAUGUCAAGGCGAUUAACGCAAGUAGCGGUAAGACGAAGAAGUCGAAGAAGAAGAAGGACAAGUCUAAGCAGAUCCUGAACGUCGAGGUGAACUUUACAGACAACAAAGAAGAAACACUGAGGACGGAAAUGUCUGCGGCCCUUAAUGAGGAAGAGCAGGAGAAGGGACAGAAAGAUGCACCUCAAAAUCCGUUCUCUGUGCCUACUCAACUGCAGACAGAAAUCAACAAGUUUGAGAAGUCAUACACCGCCCCUGUAAAACCCAUGUUUAAGCCAGAUGAGGUCACAGAAAAUCUCUUCUCAUACUUUGCGGAGAUUCUUCAGAAUGGACCUUUAGCAGCAGACGACGCAAAAAUACAAGAUGAACUUGAAGUGUUUCCUUUUGAAGCCACUGAAAAAAUCAAGCUAGCGGGCGGAUUACCAGACUUCCUUAAACAGUCUCUUAAAUUUGCGGUUAUAGACGAUGUGAUAUCGCUAAUGCAGCACGCGAAAUCUGCCCGUGAGAUUGCCCUUCAGCGUAGAAAAGAGAAGGAGGCAAGUGGAAUAGACCCCGUGGUCGCUGAUUGGAAAACUGUUGGGAAAAGUGUGAAUAAUACAGAUGGAUUAAUUGAGAGUGUGACCAGUAGUGUGAAUUAUUCGGCUAAAGUUUCCAGUACAUCUAGUGUCAUACCAACUGGUUCAAAAAUGACAGGAAACAAAAUUAGUGCUUUGUCCUCAGUUUCUUCUUUAGAAAAUACUAGUUACAACAGUCUGACUGAUUUUGAACCACCUGUUAAUAGUAAGCCAGUUCAUUGGUCGUUAGGUUUGAAUGCCUUCGAAGGAAAGAUUUCGUCUGAUUCAUACGGUACUCGACAAAGCGGUUCUGGUCAUAUGGAUGCUAUAGACUCUAUUGAUGAUUUUCCUGUCGAGAAAACUGUGCUUUCAAAACCAAGUUCUAAUAGUUAUGAUGACUUGGAUGAUAUUGAUGAACUUUCCGAUGCAUAUAGUGACAAUAGGGAAAGUCAAGAAAGUUCUGGAGUUUCCAAAUCAGGAUUUAAAGCUGAUACCAGAUUUGCUUAUGAUUAUGGUAAUAAGUUAGAUCCUAAUAUAAGUAGGAGUAGUUCCAAAUCUGACAUUAGUGAAAGAAGUGAAAGAUCAGGGGCUUUGUCAGAAGUGCCGAAACCUUUGAAACCUCUCAAUAACAGCUUUUUGACUGUGAAAAAGCCUGCAGGAAUAUGGGAAAGCCAAGACAAUAGUCAAGAUUUGUGGAAAGUUAGUGGUAAUGAGGAGAAUGAGUUUGGUGAAAGUGAAAGACAAGAAUCACUGGCUCAAGAGAUGCAAAGAGUUGGUGAAGAGUUUGUACGGAGAACUGAUAUGAAAUUGGUGGAGGAGCUUGCUGAUUCCGUUGUGGAGAAGUUGUUUGAAGGAAUAACUGUGUCUAAAGUUGAAAGAUUGGAAAUGUUGAAGAGGGUGUCUACAGAUAUUAUGAAGGACUUUGAAAAAAGUGAGAAAUCCCGGAAACAAGGAAGUCGUGGCUUAUGGGCAAAUACCCCUGCUGGUGAUGACUACAGCAAACAAUUUGCAGCUGAUUAUAUGAAGAAAUAUUAUGAGGUUGAUGGAUCAUUGACUUCACCGACAUCUAAUGUGAAUGUAGUGUACCCUCAACGAUCGACAGUUGAUAAUGCCUCUUGUUUUAAGACUAAUUCCGGUUUUAAUUCCAUGUUGCAUAUUCCAGUCUCAGAUCAUUCCAAUCCAGAGCCCGUUUCGUCCAUAGCACUCCCAGAAUCUUCAUCAGGAUAUAAUUUAUUCUCUGGGCCCAGCUGGGGCCUCAAUUCAUUCUCAUCUCAGCCGCAAUUACAACCUCAACCGCAACCAAUCAAACCUCCGCCCAUCAUUUCCCCACCCACAGCGUUACCUUUCGUCAGACCACCUAUGUCAGCAACAGCAUAUUAUGCUGCUCCUCCGCCACCAUUAAGAAUGUCUUUCCGCCACCCGGUUCCUCCAUUUCCGCCAAAUAUGCGCCUUCCCGGGCCAGGUUCUUUUAUUCCGCCACAGUUGACGAUGAUUCCCACCGAGAAAAAGGAUAAAGAAACCCAGUGUGUGUCUCAGUUGAUGCAUCAGGCGACCAUGACAGACGUGUAUGAACCAUUCAAGAAUGAAUAUAUUACGGUGAAGGAUGAAAGAGACCGUGCUAUAAAGCUGAUUCAAGAUGGUCAGCAAGCCUAUGAAAAAAUGGCGAGAGAGUAUACAUAUAAGGAGAAUCAACUUGUGGUGCUUGGAGCAGAAGUGAAGAACAAAGAAAGUCUAUUUGAGCUAGAGAAGAAGUCAUGGAAGAGCGAACAGGAGAAUCUUCAAAAGGAGAUACAAAUACUUAAGGACAUUGUGGCCUCCAAGGAGAAGAGUGAACUUGACCUGCGUGAGAAAAUGGCGAAACAGGAGAGAAAAGUAGAUGAUCUUGCUUUCCUGGCAAAAGGCCAAAGAGACAAAGAUUUGUCAGAAAUGAAGAAACUGAUUGAGAAUGCCGAUUUGUAUCGACAGCAAGUUGAAUUGCAGCAAGAUCGAGCAAAAUCGUCGGAACUUCAAAUCUUGAAGUCGAAACUAAAAUCAGCAUGCGGAGUUCUGGAAAGAUCUCAGAAGGAGGCCAUAUUUCAUCUGCAACGAUUGUCAGCUUUUAAACAAAACGUUAUCCAGUAUCAAACAAACUCUGGACUGGAGGAGGAGCCCAAGUCAGUGCCGCCAGCUCUCCAACAAGCGCUGGACUUCUGGGCCAAUGUGAAGACUCAAUCAGAGGAUAACCUUGUCAAGAUUAAGGGUGAGUAUGAUGUACAGAUGGAGGAGGUACAGAGGGGAAGACAAUUGUCCGAGCUCACCUCCAUCAGGGUCCGCAGUCCGCCCCCAGUACCAGAGAGUUUGAAGGCAAUGCCCUUCAUGCAGCCUGGGUUUAUGAUGCCCCGGAUGCCCAUGUCGAACAGACAGCCCAUUGGACAGUCAGUGGGUGCCCUACCAGCCUCGACAAUGAAUGCCAUCCUCGGUCCAGUAAGCUCCACACAGACCCCUAUGUACAACAUUUCCCAGCCCAGCCAGAACUCUGCCCCCCAACCCGUACCCAUACGGCCUCUUCAGCCCUCUACAGUUGCUAUCAGACUCCUGUCUGGGCCUCGUCCCUCACUGACCCAACCCCCUAGAGCCCCCCUGAGGCCCCUCGGAGUAAAGGGGUUACCUGGGCAGAUGUCCAGUUUUGAGAAGCUGGUGUACAAGUUACAGAGUGUGUUCCCUGAGAAAUCACGGCCAGAGUUAAGCGCCCUUAUCCAGGAGUUACGCCAAAGUCGUGGUGGGUCACUGUCAGGAUUGACCAUGGAAGACAUAUUGACCCAGAUAACAGGGAUGGUUCGCUCCAAGGACAGGCAGAUUCUGCCUCUACAGAAGGGCCCCACACCCCCGCCAGGCCUCAGUAACAAGUGGGCGUUUCCUAGCAAUGGCGCAGCAGCACUGAUGGGUAGGCCAGCCAAUAGCAGCUCAGGGGCGGAGCUUCACAGAAUAACAACCAAUGGGGGCUUAGGAUCUGAGCUAUUUAAAGAAGAGGAGGAUCCAUGUGUGAUUUGUCAUGAAGAGAUGGAUUUGAAGCAGGUGGUCACUCUGCAGUGUGGUCAUAUCUUCCAUGAUGAGUGUAUCCGAAAGUGGUUCCAGGAGCAGAGUACCUGCCCCAACUGCCGAGUCCACGCCCUGCUUACCGACGAAUUUCCAUCCCUGGGUUAAGCAUUAUACCAAUCGCCGAUUAACAGAAGUUCCCACAAAAGAUUUUGAAAAUUCUCAAUUUCCUAAGGGUCUACAGAGUGUAUUGAGAGUGUCUAUGGUUCUACAAAAUUCCUAUUAAUCAGAAAAAUGUAUUUAGGAAAUUCCAUUGUGUAUAAAAAAUUCCCAUUUGUCAAAAUUUCCCAUUGGUCUACAGACAUUCUACCAGUGAUGUUUUUUUUCUCUGGUGAUAUCGAGAGAGUAAACUUUGUGGUUUAUUUCCCACUCAUAUAUUUUUUAUGUGAUUGACAAUUACUUGUCUUAAUUACUAAUUCAUUGAAAUGUGUGGAUAUUUGUUUGAUUGAAAUAUUUUAUUUGUUUUACAAAUACAUGUAUUUUAUAUAUAAGAACUUAUGCCAAACAAGUGAAGUGGAAAUUGAUAAUAAUGCAUUCAAUGAAAACUGUUUUAAUCCCAUGUUAUUACUAACUCUUAUCUAAGUUUGUUAAUACUUUAAAUUGAAAACAUAGAGUGGAUUUCAUAUGUUUUAUGAUUUUUCUUAUUUUAUGUUGUUAAAUGUUAACUGUAUAUUAUAUAAUGCGCAUCAAUUCUUUGCAUUUUAUUUUCAGAUAUGCAUUGACCUUCAACUUAUAAUUUAAUUCUCAUAGGAUUAGAUUGUUUCAUCGUCGUCUAUUAUUCUUUCACUACUGUUUGAAAGGUUUGAGUCUUUAAUUUUUUUUCAUAUUGAAAUUUUAAAACAUCACUUUGGGAAUUGACUGUUUUCUUGAACUUGUUCAUAUAAAUUAUUGUUGUUUCUUGAGUCGCUUAUUUGUAUCUGAACAAAUACAUGUUGUCCUUUUUAAUGCCAGCUUCACUGUUUUAAUUUUUAUACCUGGUAUUAUUUUAUAAUCAAAUAAAAAUGGUUUUACAUGUAUACUACGGAAUAUUAAUAGUACAAGUUAACUUGUUAGUACCUACAAUAUAUACAGUAUAUUUUUAGACCAUUUUAUUGUAAAUGCCAACUCUUGCUAAAUGGGUUAAUUUUAUGAUUAUGUUGUGUUAUCAAUUUUAUUGUUAUUUUAUUUGUUUGCAUCGUGUUGCCAUAAAGUUGUAUUCUGUUUGAAUGGAGAGUUUCUUCAGCAUUGUACAUGUUACCACGGUCACACAAGUAGUGCCAUUUGUAACUGAUGCUAGGUUAUUGUCAACUUGUCAUAAAUGUCUCGUAUUAAUCACUGGAAUACCAGUAUGGUGUACCAGCUUAAAAUUUGAACAAAAAAAUAUUUUGUCAUAUA
Mya arenaria is the source of this 7564-nucleotide messenger RNA. Its product is annotated as E3 ubiquitin-protein ligase TTC3-like. The transcript is spliced from 40 exons. Gene Ontology annotation, molecular function: protein binding. The record is from RefSeq and is a predicted model, not a curated record. Lineage: Eukaryota; Metazoa; Mollusca; Bivalvia; Myida; Myidae. Bases 128 to 6298 code for a protein of 2056 amino acids.